This is a messenger RNA of Daphnia pulex (common water flea), 821 nucleotides long. Its product is annotated as endocuticle structural glycoprotein SgAbd-3-like. NCBI's taxonomy places the organism in Eukaryota, Metazoa, Arthropoda, Branchiopoda, Diplostraca, Daphniidae. Gene Ontology annotation, molecular function: structural constituent of chitin-based larval cuticle. Bases 86 to 466 code for a protein of 126 amino acids. The transcript is spliced from 3 exons. Gene Ontology annotation, cellular component: chitin-based extracellular matrix. The record is from RefSeq and is a predicted model, not a curated record.
AAAAUUGGCCAACAUCGCAAUCUUCUUCACACAAUUCCUUCAACUGUCUUCAGAAGAGCAGCUAAACAACCGAAACCGGCUAAAAAUGAAAUUGAUCGUCGCUGUCGCUUUCUUGGCCGUGGCCCUCGCCGCUCCUCAAGGAGAUAAAAAGCCCAUCGAAAUUGUGUCAUCCAACAGCGAAAUGAACGCCGACGGCAGCUACUCCUUCGAUUUCGAGUCUGCCGAUGGCACCAAAGUGUCUGAAAGUGGCAGCCAGAAACAAGUUGGACCCAAACCGGAGGAUAUCGGCACCGUGUCCAAGGGCUCCUACUCGUUCACGACUCCCGACGGCGUCGUCCUCACCGUCAAUUGGGUGGCCGAUGAAAACGGAUUCCAGGCCACCGGCGACCACCUCCCCACUCCUCCACCCAUGCCCGAGCACGUCGUCAAGAUCCUCGCGGACCUCAAAACCGCCGGAGUUCUAUAAAUAAUUACACAUUAUAUUAUUUCAACCGGAUGUACAUAACGCUCACAUACCCCAAACUUUGACACAAGUUGGGCUUGAGUCAACAACAAAAUUACAUUAAAACAAACGAGAAAUAAAAAUGUUUUUUCUCCUUUUAAAAUUUCAGGUUAUUUUAUACAAAGUCGUUCCUGGAAAUUCAAAGGCAAUGGUGAUGUCUAUAUUAUUACAGAAAUUCUAGAGAACGAAUUCGGGCUAACCGAAACAAUACAUUUUUGAUUCAAUUGAAACAUAGCGUAUCGUAACACGUUGGACAACGGAAAAAAAUCAUCCUCAGUGGAGUGCGAAAGAAAUGCGGAAUAAAGUUGAAUGAAACCAG